AUGAAAGGACUGUUUGAGAGUUGGACUGGCAUGCAUACUAGAAAGAAGGAGAAGCGGCUGUUGUUGGUUGGUUUCUUUGCGGUGAUCUGGAAUAUCUGGAUGGAGAGAAAUGACAGAAUCUUCAACAACAGGGAAGCAGGUGUUGAGGACAUACAAGAAAGGACGUUUUUGAGCUACAAAGAGUGGUCUGAUAUUGAUCUUUUUGAUUUUGCCAACCCUCGUGGAUUAGAUGCUAUCGACCUCAAUGAUGAUGAUAUUGAAGAUUGGAGAAUCUUGCUCCGACAUGACAAGGGGGUAGUAGCAUGUAAGAAACGAUGGUAUAAGAUCAACAAGGCUGUUGCACAAUUUGCUGGUUGCUACGAUCAAGCUAGUCAAAACAUAAGGAGUGGUUCAAACGCUGAUGAUAUAAAGGAGUUGGCUUAUAAACUUUAUUCCACAUAUUAUGGUCAAAAAUUCACUUUUGAGAGGCAUUGGAACAUGCUUCGGUUGGAGCAAAAAUGGAGAAGCCAACUACCUACACAGAGUGGCGGCUCAAAGAGAACCAAGGUUAGUGCAACUGGAGCAUACUCAUCCUCAUCAAACCCAGAAACACCAUUGGCUGACGAACUCGGUGUGGACUCUCCCGUUCGCCACAAGGAUCAAAGAAGAGCAAGCAAAAAGGCUUUGUAUGGCAAAAGAAGACGGCAAGAUAACACACUCAUAGAUAAUUGGAUCGAUGAGUAUUUACUCGAAGAUUCAGAAGAAGAAGAUAUCGAUAGAAGCUCUAUCCCAAUUACUCGUAGAUGGAUCAACAGAGAUCGAGAAGCAGGAUAUGAUCGCCUUUUUCAAGAUUACUUUGCAGAUGAUCCGGUGUAUAAUGCUGACAUUUUUCGACGAAGAUUUCGAAUGAGAAGACAUGUGUUCCUUCGGAUAGUAGACGCUCUCUCAAACGUCUAUCCGUAUUUUCAACAGAAGGUUGAUGCAACUGGAAGAAGAGGCUUGUCGCCACUCCAGAAAUGUACCGCUGCGAUACGGAUGUUAGCAUAUGGCGUAGCAGCUGAUGCCGUUGAUGAUUAUGUGCGUAUAGGCGAGAGCACUACAAUUGAAUGCUUGGAAAAAUUUGUUGAAGGUGUCAUUUCGGUGUUCGAGGAUGAAUACUUGCGAAAACCCAAUCCAAAUGACCAUCUUCAGACCUUUGGAUAUGUUGGAGUUUCUGGUUCAAAUAACGAUAUCAACGUAUUAGAUCGUUCUCCAGUGUUUGAUGAUAUUCUAAAUGAUCGUGCUCCGGAGGUAAAUUAUACUAUUAAUGAUAAUAAUUAUACAAUGGGAUACUAUUCAGCAGAUGGUAUUUAUCCUGAAUGUGACACAUUUGUCAAAUCAAUCUCAAAGCCACAAUGGGAGAAACGCAAGUUAUUUGCACAAUACCAAGAAGGGCAAAGAAAAGAUGUGGAACGAGUAUUCGGAGUGUUGCAAGCACGCUUUGCAAUUAUACGUGGUCCAGCUCGUUUUUGGAAAAAGAAGAAGCUUGCCAACAUAAUGAGAGCUUGA
This is a messenger RNA of Arachis ipaensis, 1527 nucleotides long. The record is from RefSeq and is a predicted model, not a curated record. Lineage: Eukaryota; Viridiplantae; Streptophyta; Magnoliopsida; Fabales; Fabaceae.